Arabidopsis arenosa is the source of this 1403-nucleotide messenger RNA. The record is from the annotation of a GenBank genome assembly. NCBI's taxonomy places the organism in Eukaryota, Viridiplantae, Streptophyta, Magnoliopsida, Brassicales, Brassicaceae.
AAAUAAACGAAAAUAAUCGCAUCAACUUUCAUUUUCACUAUGAUCCUGAAUGACUUACCUUUGUAUCUUCUCGACGAUAUCCUCUUCAGAUUGGAACCCAAAUCUCUGGCAAUUAUGCGAUGCACAAAUAAAUAUUUCCAAUCUUACAUAUCUCACGACUCGGACUUUUCCGUGGUCAGACCUAGUUUGUUUAACCUUUGCAGCUAUGGUGACACUUCCGUCUGCUGCCAUCGUUUGGUUUCUUCGUGCGAUUUUAUAUCAUUGGAAGAAACAGCAAAAUUGAAUUUUCGUAACCGAUGUUACAUUUUUGGCUCAUGCUCCGGCCUUCUCCUAAUAUACAUCAAUGGUCUCUUCGUUGCAAAUCCCUUCACAAAGACGUUUCGACUUUUGGAUCAUUCUGGUUCAAGCCUUCUGCCUUGGAUAGUUGGUGGUGAUGGUCGUUAUUAUUUCCCUAAUGAACAUAAAUAUCCACAAGGUAACAAUGCUCGUACGGAGAGAGCAAUGUGCGUUGGUUUCGCUGUAAACCAUACCACCAAAAUUUUUAAAAUUGUAUGUAUCCUUGAGAUGGAAACCGUGUAUGGAUUCGAGAUCAACGACGGAUAUUGUUGGAGAUUAUCAGAAACAACCAUCAACGCUAGUUCAAAAAGUGAUCUCACGACGCGGAUGAAACCUGUUUACUUGGACGGCACUCUUCACUGGUUGAGAAACGACGGGAGCAUCAUAGCUUUCAAUCCCGAGACAGAGCAAGCACGAGUGAUUCCUUCCAUAUUCCAUCGGGAAUCAGAUAUGAAGUUAUUAUUCGCGGCGGACGAUAAUAUCAAUCGUUUGACCUUAUUAUUGGGGACGAAAGAUACAAUCUCAGUUUACGCACUACGCAAGAAUUCCAAGUGGAUCCUUGCUAGGCAGAUCAAGAACGUAUCUAUGGAAGAUAAUAUUUUUGUGCGCUGGAACAUGGUUGCAUACGAUGGCAAGCAUCUUGUGGUGAGGGAGAUGAAGGAUAGAUCAAAAGGUGUGGUUCGUUUGCACGACAUGGAGUUUAUGAUGAAGGAAAAUGAUUUCAAAGGUUUGGUUCAUGUGUAUGACAUGGAAGCUAACAGUUGGAGAGUUUUGGGGUCAACAUGGUGUCCAAGCCAUUAUGACAGAGACUUCUAUAAGUUUAUGCCAUCCUUGUUCCCCGUUGAGGAGGAUGAGCAGACAAAGGUUAUUGUAGCUUCGGAUGACCAACGCAUCCGCUAUCUAAGUGCGGUUAUGAGACUCAUUGAUACAACCAAGUAAACUAUCUCAUGCUUUACUUUUUUUGGGUCAUGUCCUGAUCUAUAGGAAUGUUUGUUUCCAAUUUGCUUUUCUAAUUUCAACAUCAUGCUUUAUGUAAUUCAAUUCUAAAAUAAGUUCUAAGAAGCUCU